CCAGGGGCGGGGCCGGGAGAGCUUGAUUGACGGCCCAGGCCGCGGGGCUGGGAGAGGCGGCGACUGGGGAGUCUGCGCCGCGGCUGGCGCGGCGGGGCGCUGGUGGCACCGGGCUUCCCUCCUUCCCGGUAGCUUCUGCGCGCGGAGCCGGGGGCUGCGAGCGGACUGCUUAGAGCCCGAGGGGCCUGGAAGAGCGGUCCGAGAGAGGCGGCACUUUGUGGGGCGUGGGCGACUUCCUACCGCUCAAAAUUGCCGCAGCUUCCUCGCAAACUCCCAACGGGUGGUGGGACCUGGCGGAGAGGGGGCGGCUCCUUUACCGUGGUUUUGCUUUUAAAUAAACAGACACACGCACACGUUUGUUUUCCAGCAGGGUUUUUUCUUUUCUUUUCUUUUAGAAGCUGCCCCUCUCUGGCUAGUCCGCCAACCACUCCCCCUCCCACCCCCGCCCCGGGUACUCGCCCUUGGGCAGCCCUAGGUUUGAAGGAGCUGGGUGGGCCAGGGCAGAGCCCCCGGCUCUUACAAGUCCUGCCGCCUUCCCCUUCCCCGCCCCCAGACUGGGUCUCUAGGUGAAGAUUAGGAGAAGGGACGGUGAAAAAGGAAGGUCGACGCUGGUUGCGGAACUUCAGAACCGCUUGGAGGAAGUUACCAAGCAGAAGGAGGCAGCAUGGGUCCUAGUUUGCAUGAUUAAUUCGGAUGCUGGUCCUAAGGCCGAGAACUGUCCGAAGUCGAUAGUACCAUUGAAUCCAACCACCCCACACCCUGUUGGGCAAGAAGAGACUGAGGCCCCGGGGAGGAGAGAGGGGAAGAAACUUUCAGGCCGGGAAGGGACGCAGCACAUUAGUAUCUGGUGGGGUGCUAGAACCCUAGUCUCCUGCUACACGCCAGGACUUCGCUCAUUGAUCUCGCGGUUCCUGCAGGAGCUGACAUCUACAUCUGAUCCAGAAGGACCUAAGUCAAUGGAUUUCAAUGGACAUAAAGGGCGGUAGCGGUGCACAGAUGUAUAUCCAGCAGGCCGCCCCCGGACUCUCUUCCUGAAUGUAAGUACCAAUAAAUCUGUAUGUCUCGCCCACCAUCUCUGGGUCAUUUCUUUGGUCUCUCAGCACGAUACCUCACUGCCCUAGCCCAGCUGGGCAUGCAGCCCUACACUUGGCUGGCCAGCCAGGAGACCAAAGACACCUUUGUGAGUGCCAAGACUAUGGGGAAUGGGAAGGGGAAAUCCCCAGUUGACCGGCAUCUUCGAUGUGGGGACCAGUCACUGCCAUCCUACAUGGAUGAGGCCCACCAUGUGAGUACGGGGAUGCCCCAAAAAUGCCAAAGGGCCUUGGGGAAAUCCUGGGCAUGGUUGAUGUGGGGAAACGAAAAUCAGAAGCCCUGGCAGAAGCUAUUGCAGUGAGGUGGCCCCAUCCUUGCUGCUGUUCACUUUGCAAUAGAAGCUGAAAUGGAAGCUAAGAUGGAGGUGAGGCAGCUACAAGGCGAGUUAAAAUUAGAAAGGGAAGCAUGGCUGGUUCAAGCCAAAACUGCCAAACUUCUGUCAACAGCCUACAGGAGUCUCAUGGGAAGAUAAAGACCUUAGCCUGCUGCUUCGCCAAGAUGAAAGGGCGAUGGCUGCCACAGGCAAAGGUACGAGCUCUCAUGACAACGAGAUUGGAAGCCAAAAGAAUGGGACCCAUGUAAAUCAAGCAAUGAAGAAAGUGAGGACACUGUUGCCUGGGAUGAACCAUUAGAGGUUCCUGUAAUAGCUGUCCCACCCAUCCUAACCGAGUAGUUAAAGUCUGACCAGCCCUGACCCACACAGUGGAUCCCACGGACCUGCCUCCACCUGUUUGGCAUAUGCAUUCCAGCAAGAGGGCUUAUACCGCCACAGAACUGGUGGAAUUGGGCAACAAAUUUAGGCAGAAGGGGAGAGCAAGUAUCCCCAGCUGGUUUUUGUGUCUCUGGGAUGCUGGUGCAGAAGGCAUUUUGCUAUCGGGGGUGGAGAUGAGAAAAAUGGCUUCUGUCACCUCCCACCCCACCCUGCGGCAACGCCCUUAUGCCGGCAUUAAUGAGGACAGGGCAAUCUCUCUCCUGACCUGGCUAGUCACUGCCUGCAGGGGUGCCUGGACCAAUGAGGGAGACAUACCCAUGCCCCCUCCCCUUUGGCAGACCAUGGAAGAACUACAGGAAUUAUUGAGGGAAUUAGGUAUGAAGCAUGCGGUUUGCACUGAACGCUUCCAAGAGCCUGACGAUGAGAUUUUUACUGCAGGCAUAAAAGACACUGUGUUGGAAACAGCUCCUAACCAAUGGUAUGGGGCCUUGGUUUCAAUUCUCAGUCCUUUGGUGGGUCAAACAGUGUCCCGGGGCAACCCAAGCCAUAGCCAACCUGGGAGAAACAGACAAAAUCAGAAAGAAGGAGGUAAGGGCUCCUGGGGUCCCGGGAGGGAAGGAAGAUAAAGGGGGCAAAAGGUUAGAUUGACUCUAGGCAGAUGUGGCAAGACUUGAUGGCUGCAGGCACCCCUUGGGAAAAAAUAGAUAAGCAGCUGAACACUGUUUUGGUGGCAUUAUGGCAGAAAUUAGAGCCAAAACAGAGGUUCACCAAGCCUGCUUCUGGGGAAGCCCCUGGGGCUGCCCACCCCAUGGCACCCCCCGUGACAACAUGGGAACAUCCCAGCCCUUUUGACUAGGGAAUAGGUUAAGGGAUCCCAACUCACCCCUGUAACCAUGUGCAUGUAGCAUGAGUUUCAGGGGACCAGAGGCCACAUGUAGAGCUGACAAUUUAUUGCUCUACCAACAAUAAAUAGACUGUUUUAGCCUUAGUAGACACAAGAGCAGAAUGUACUUUGAUUCAUGGCAAUCCAUCUCGUUUUGAUGGCCCUAUUUCUGUUACAGAUGGUUAUGGUGGGGGCACAGUCAAGGUGAAACUAGUGCCGCUGGUGUUGCAGAUAGGGCGUCUCUUGCCAAAACGGUAUAUGGUUUAUAUUGCCUAUAGCGGAAUACAUCCUGGGUAUGGACAUCUUCACUGGCCUGACUCUACAGACUACUGCUGGGGAAUUUCAUCUCCGGGUCUGCAUGAUUAAAGCUGUAAUAAGGGGCCAUGCCAAAUGGACUCCAGUGAAGUUGCCCCAACUGCGUCGUGUGGUGACAAUAAAGCAAUAUCGUCUCCCGCGGGGGACAAGAUGAAAUCAUGGGAACUAUACAGAAGUUGGCAAAGACCUCCAGGAAGCCUCCUGCUCCCUCGUCGCCCGCCUACAUCAGCAAGGAUGGGUGGUAAACAACAACAAAUCACAAGGGCCUGGGUUGUCUGUCAAAUAUUUGGGUGUUGUCUGGUCAGGAUGAUAUCUGCCAACCUCUUCACUGCCUGGGCACACACCUUUGCUGAUAUACAAAAUCGCUCCAACUGCUGGGUAUGCAGCGAGCUACCUCUCUCUUCAACCACGGGGUUACCAUGGCGUCUCCAAGCUGCCAACGCCUCUGACUGGAGAGCCCUGCAAGAGAGAAGGAACGCCGCCCACUUUCCCAUUUCUGCUCCCCUCCUACCAAGUAGCCUGUCCUUGCCCUCUUAUGCUGCUUCUCGAAAGCAUAUCUCCCAGCUUAUGCGUGAGCAGGUUAAUACAACCCCAAAGGCAGGGUACUCUGUAUUUGAUGGCGUAGGAUGGUUAACUGCUGUACAAAUAGAAUUAAGAGGGUCCCUUCCCUGGUGUGUUGAAUGUCACAAUAGCUCUGCACCACCAAAUAAAAGUAUUUCAAGAAAUGUGGGGUGGACACCUAAAGCAACGUGUAACCAAACAAUUAUUAUUACUGCUGAUAUGUGGCUGGGAAAACAAGACAACACCAUCAGAGGAGCCUAUGCCUCUCCUCGGGGGUGGCUGUGGGCUUGUGGCACACACGGCUGGCCCUAUCUGCCUUAUAACUGGACUGACAGAUGCACAUGGGGGCGCCCUUACAUCCCUGUACGCGUCCUGUCUUCCCUUCAACAGCGUCCUUCUAAUUGGGAGGCAGUCCGUGCGCGCCAUCGUGUGCGACGUACUGUAGGGUUGUUUCACCCCCUUGCUGUCUUCUCCCCUCCGGCUGUGGCUGUGGAUGUAGAAUGGCAAGUGUCUGCCCUAGCCCAACAUAUGGCAAGAGCCCUCAGUGAUACCAGACAUGCAAUAACUCUACUAAAUGAAGAAACCUCUCAAAUGAGACAAGUAGUGUUACAAAAUAGAAUGGCCUUGGACAUGCUUACCGCAGCCCACGGAGGAAGCUGUGCCCUGAUUAAAGUAGAAUGCUGUGUGUAUAUCCCUGAUCAUGCCCACAGUGUUCCCUCUGUGAUGGCCUCCUUACGUGCUCACGUACAGGCUGUUGAGAACCUGUCCACCAACCCAGUAUCCACUUGGAUACAAUCCCUCCCCUCCACUUGGCAACAUGUUUUCUUUACUGUCCUUGCCUGUUUACUGCUGCUUUUAUUUUCAUGUUGUGCUGUCUAUUGCUGUCAUGGUCUCUGACUACAGUGCUCCUCUGUGUCUGGCUCAAGGGAA
Equus caballus (horse) is the source of this 4493-nucleotide messenger RNA. Lineage: Eukaryota; Metazoa; Chordata; Mammalia; Perissodactyla; Equidae. The record is from RefSeq and is a predicted model, not a curated record.